UUGAUCAUGGGUGACAACACAUAUUACAAAUUUGCUAAAAGAGGGUCAAAAAACAAGAUUUACCUGUUUCUUUUAGCUUUGUAAAGAACAUUGGAUAAUGCUGCUUCCUGGUCCAGGCCAUUGUUAGGUGCUAUCGUGAACCAGCUCUGAAAAUCUCAGUUGCAGGCAGUGGAGUGAAUGACACUAAACUUCUCAACCUACAGGCAGAUGUUUCAAAAGGGAAUGGCAGCAAAAUCUUUUACCUCGACACUUGAUGAGUCCUUGAAGAACCAUCUGGCUAUGGUUGAUGACUUGAAUGUGAAGAAGCCAUUAGUUAUGGUUCCUGCUUUCCUCUUUGGUCAAGCAUUGUGGUUAAUUUCUGCCCAAUCAGCAAAUGCAAGUGAAAUUACUAAUGGAGAUGCCGUCUAUGAGAUCGGGGAGUUGUUUGAGUUAGGAAUCCAGCUAUCUUAUCUGCUUUUACUAGGUUUCCUUGGGGUCGGAACCUUCUUUGUAAUCCGUCAAGACUGUAGUAGAGAACUUGACCUUUCGCUAAGAAUUGCAGUACCAUAA
Hibiscus syriacus is the source of this 549-nucleotide messenger RNA. Its product is annotated as tetratricopeptide repeat domain-containing protein PYG7, chloroplastic-like. NCBI's taxonomy places the organism in Eukaryota, Viridiplantae, Streptophyta, Magnoliopsida, Malvales, Malvaceae. The coding region runs from base 178 to 549 and encodes 123 amino acids. The transcript is spliced from 4 exons. The record is from RefSeq and is a predicted model, not a curated record.